Tinamus guttatus (white-throated tinamou) is the source of this 721-nucleotide messenger RNA. NCBI's taxonomy places the organism in Eukaryota, Metazoa, Chordata, Aves, Tinamiformes, Tinamidae. The record is from RefSeq and is a predicted model, not a curated record.
AUGGGGCAGCAGGGCCAUAGGAGCAGCCCUGAGCUGCGGGUGCUGCUGGUGUGGAUGUGCGGCGGGCGCAUGGAGGACAUCCCGUGCUCCAGAGUGGGCCAUAUCUACAGGAAAUACGUUCCCUACAAGGUUCCCACUGGAGUCAGCCUGGCACGGAACCUGAAGCGCGUGGCCGAGGUGUGGAUGGACGAGUACGCAGAGUACAUCUACCAGCGCCGCCCCGAGUACCGGCACCUCUCCGCAGGGGACGUGGCUGCGCAGAAGGAGCUUCGCAACAACCUCAACUGCAAGAGCUUCAAGUGGUUCAUGAACGAGGUCGCGUGGGACCUGCCCAAGUUCUACCCGCCCGUGGAGCCUCCGGCGGCUGCCUGGGGAGAGGCAAGGCCCUCUUUGUCCCGGCAGAUAUUCACCUUCAGCUGGAGAGAAGACAUCCGUCCCGGGGAUCCUCAGCAUACCAAGAAGUUCUGUUUUGAUGCCAUUUCCCACAGCAGCCCUGUGACCCUCUAUGACUGUCACGGAAUGAAGGGGAACCAGCUCUGGAAAUACAGAAAAGACAAGACCCUCUACCAUCCCGUGAGCAGCAGCUGUAUGGACUGCAGUGAGAGCGACCGGAGGAUCUUCAUGAAUAGCUGCAAUCCUUCAUCUGCAACACAGCAGUGGAUAUUUGAACACACAAACUCAACCGUCUUGGAAAAAUUUAACAGAAAUCUUGAUCUUUAAG